Messenger RNA from Aedes albopictus (Asian tiger mosquito), 4611 nucleotides. RefSeq lists its product as uncharacterized. The record is from RefSeq and is a predicted model, not a curated record. The transcript has a single exon. Bases 1 to 4611 code for a protein of 1536 amino acids. Gene Ontology annotation, molecular function: nucleic acid binding. NCBI's taxonomy places the organism in Eukaryota, Metazoa, Arthropoda, Insecta, Diptera, Culicidae. Gene Ontology annotation, biological process: DNA integration.
AUGGUCCCAGACCCUACGUUGAUUGGGUACGGAAUGGCGGUGCAAAACCUCAGCGAUCACCUAGAAGCGGGAGGACAUCAAACACAUCUCAAUAACCCGAUGCUGCUAUUCGAGCUGGUAGACAAGCUGCCCGCUAACAUGAAGCUAGAUUGGUCGCUGUAUAAGCAACGGUGUGCGGAAGUAAACGUUCGGGCAUUCUCGCAGUACAUGGCGACUCUGGUCCGAGCAGCGACGGAUGUAACUCUGCACUACGAUCCGAAGCAACAACCGCAGCAGCAGCCGCAGCGAGCUGUGAAGGACGGCAAAGAUAAAGGUUUCUGUGGGACGCACUCCUCGGAGGAGGUGCUGAGGACACCAGUGAAGGAGAAGGCCAUUUCCGCUAACAAACCAGAGCCAUCGAAUCCAGCGUGUUUGGUCUGCAAGGACCCUGAUCAUCGUGUGAAGAACUGCUCCGUGUUCGCCAAGAAGCUGCUGGAUGAUCGCUGGAAGCGAACGGGACAGCUUGGAUUGUGCCGUAUCUGCUUGGGUCUACAUGGCAAGCGUCCUUGUAGGAUUCGGGAAAAGUGCGGAAUCGACGACUGUCAGCUCCGGCACCACCCUCUGCUACAUUCCAAGCAGGAAACUAGCAAUUCCAAUGAAAGGACCGGCGCAAAAUCAGCUGCCGCGAAUGUGAUUACCAACCACCAUUCCUCUGACAGAGCGGCGCUGUUUCGAAUCAUCCCAGUAAAACUAUAUGGGAACAAUCGAUCCGUAGCAGCCUACGCCUUCUUGGACGAUGGAUCUGCGAAGACGCUGGUGGAUGAGGAAAUCAUAAGGCAACUAGGCGUCAAAGGAGAAACCCAACCGCUUUGCCUGCAGUGGACAGCUAACGUGAAGCGGAUUGAAGCAGAAUCUCAGCUAGUAACUUUGGACGUAUCCGGAGAAAAUGGUCAGACAAGGUUCACAUUGAAGGAUGUGCGAACUGUGCGCAAGCUAGAUCUACCACGGCAGUCGCUGCGAUACGCGGAACUCGCCCAGGACUUUCCACAUCUGAAAGGCCUACCGAUAAAGGACUACGAAGACGCUCUUCCCCGGAUUCUUAUCGGGAACGAUAACGCACACGUCACGACUAUGUUGAAGGUGCGAGAAGGGCAACCCGGAGAGCCCAUUGCAGCUAAGUCACGGCUCGGAUGGACAGUGUAUGGAAUGCAGAGCGAGUACAAUGACCGUGUACACAGUUUUCACAUCUGCGAAUGCCAGAAUGACCAGAAGCUGCAAGAUCUAGUGAAGGAGUUCUUUGCCGUGGAAAGUCUAGGGGUCGUUGCUAUGCCAUGCCCGGAGUCGUCAGAGAUACAGCGAGCGAAGCAGAUUCUGCAGAACACUACAAAGAGAGUCGGUCAACGAUUCGAGACGGGGCUUCUUUGGAGAUACGACCGUUUUGAGUUUCCGGACAGUUACCCGAUGGCGGUUCGACGUCUUGAGUGCCUGGAGCGACGCAUUCGGAAAGAUCCGGCAAUUGGGGAGAGUGUAGUAAGGCAGUGGUCUGAAUACCAAACGAAGGGCUACAUACACAAAGCUACGCAGGCGGAACUCGACGAAGCAGAUCCGAAGCGAACGUGGUACCUUCCAUUGGGAGUGACUAUCAAUCCCAAGAAACCGACGAAAAUCCGAAUAUUUUGCGACGCGGCGGCUACGGUUGAUGGAGUUUCAAUGAAUACGAUGUUGCUGAAAGGACCGGACCUUCUGAACACACUGCUAAACGUCUUGUUUGUGUUCCGGGAAAAACGCAUUGGAUUCUGUGCAGACUUGAAGGAAAUGUUCCAUCAAAUACGAAUUCGGCCGGAGGAUCGUCAUGCCCAACGGUUGCUUUGGAGGGAGGACCCUUCGCACGUCCCGGACGUCUACCUGAUGGAUGUCGCUACGUUCGGAGCAACCUGCUCACCGUGCUCGGCACAGUAUGUUAAAAAUAAAAAUGCCGAAGAAUAUGCAGCAGAGUUUCCAGCAGCGGCCGAGGCAAUCGUGAAAAAACAUUACAUGGACGAUUAUCUCGAUAGCGCAGACAGUGUCGAGGAAGCAAUCAAGAUUGCGUCGGAGGUCAAGCACGUGCAUUCUCUCGGCGGGUUCUACCUGCGCAACUGGUUGUCGAAUGCCAAAGAGGUCCUCGAACGGGUCGGGGAUUGCGAUGCGGUAGUCGAGAAAAGUUUCCGGCUGGACAAGAACUGCUCGACGGAACGAGUGCUCGGAAUGUACUGGAAACCGGACGAAGACGUUUUCACCUUUUCGACAACACUGGCUAUUGAUACAGACCAUCCUACGAAGCGGCAAGCAUUACGAGUCGUCAUGAGUCCGUUCGACCCAAUUGGGCUGCUGUGCUUUUUCUUGAUCCACGGAAAGAUCCUUAUCCAAGAUCUGUGGAGAUUGAGCACGGAGUGGGAUCAGCAGAUACCGGUACAGUUGAAGGAGAAGUGGUCGCGCUGGACGAACCUAUUUCAACGCCUGGAUGAAGUGCGUAUUUCCCGCUGUUAUUUUCCCAAACGUGCGCAGAGGGAUGUCAUCGACCUGCAACUACACAUCUUCGUGGAUGCCAGCGAAGAAGCGUACGCUUGUGUAGCGUAUUUUCGAGCGGAGUUUGCGGAUGGUGAAGAGGUAGCUUUGGUCGGUGGAAAAUCGAAGGUAGCUCCUCUGAAGGCUUUGUCCAUUCCAAGGCUGGAGCUAAUGGCAGCGGUGAUCGGGGUUCGACUGCUGAAGACGAUUCGUAACGGGCAUUCGAUGAAAAUAGACAGAGUGAUUAUGUGGAGCGAUUCGAAGACGGUGCUAGCCUGGAUCAACUCUGACCAUCGAAAUUAUCGGCAGUUUGUUGCAUGCCGCAUCGGUGAAAUUUUGUCCAAAUCGGACGUGGAACAAUGGCGGUGGAUACCAACAAAGGAGAAUCCAGCAGAUCUGGCGACAAAGUGGGGAAGAGGUCCCUGCUUAUCUCCUAAUAGUCAGUGGUUCAGAGGACCGAACUUUCUGCGUACACCCGAAAGCGAAUGGCCCGCAGGACUAAAACCAACGGAACAGAAAACGACCGAAGAGCUGCGAGCAUGUAUGGUGCAUACGGACGCAACAGUGAGUCUGGUGGUGGAUUGGAAGCGUUUCUCCAACUGGACCCGUUUAGUGCGAGCUGUAGCUUAUGUGCUUCGAUUUUGUCGGAAUGUGCUGCGAAGAGUGAAGAAGGAUCAGCUAGGAAUGGGGCUGCUGACGCAGCAAGAACUAGCGCAAGCAGAGAUCAACAUUUUCCGGAUGGUGCAAAGGGAGCAGUAUCCAGAUGAGGUUGCAGUGCUUUCCAAGGAGCUGCAGGAGAAUAGUAUGAAAGGUGGUAGGCUGGAACGAACGAGUAAGAUUCGGACACUAUCGCCAUACAUGGAUGACGCCGGCGUGAUUCGGUCGGAGUCCCGGAUUUCCGCCGCUACCUUCGUUGCGUACGAUACGAGAUUCCCGAUCAUCCUACCGAAGGAGCACGAAGUCACCCGAUUGCUACUACAAUGGUAUCAUCGGAGGUUUCUGCACGCCAAUGGGGAAACAAUAGUCAACGAAGUGAGGCAGCGAUUCCAUAUCUCUGCCCUUCGUGCAGCAGUUCGCAACAUAGCAAAGCUGUGUCAGAUGUGCAAGGUGAAGAAGGCGACCCCGGCAGUUCCACGAAUGGCUCCACUUCCCGAGGCGAGACUAAAACCGUAUGAACGACCUUUUUCGUACGUAGGGCUCGACUAUUUCGGCCCGAUAUCCGUUCGGGUAAAUCGAAGCACAGUGAAAAAAUGGAUAGCGCUAUUCACAUGCCUCACUACUCGUGCCGUGCAUCUGGAGGUGGCGCACUCACUCUCGACGGAAUCGUGCAAGCAAGCGAUACGCCGCUUCAUCGGGCGCAGGGGCGCUCCGGUAGAAAUACGCAGCGACCGAGGGACGAACUUUGUGGGGGCGAAUAACGAUUUGCGCAAGGAGAUGAUCGAGAUGGACCGACAGAUUGCAGAGACGUUCACCAACACGAAUACCAGAUGGGUGUUCAAUCCACCAGCAGCGCCGCAUAUGGGUGGCGCGUGGGAGCGUUUGGUCAGAUCUGUCAAGACAGCGAUGGCGGCGAUACAAACGACCGAGAUCCCGAAAGAAGAAGCUCUGGCAACGUUUAUUGUAGAAGCAGAGAGCGUAGUCAACUCCAGGCCCUUGACGUUCAUUCCAUUAGAAACGGAGCAGCAAGAGGCACUGACGCCAAAUCAUUUUCUUUUGCUGAGCUCAACAGGUGUGAAACAACCUCCUAAGAUCCUGGUAGAGCCGAAGAUGGUAUGCAGAGGAAGCUGGGAGCUGUGUCGCUCCAUGGUAGAUCAGUUUUGGAGAAGAUGGAUCAGAGAGUAUCUGCCAACCAUUGCCCGACGAACGAAGUGGUUUGGAGAAGUGAGGCCGAUUGCCGUGGGAGAUUUGGUUGUCAUCGUAGAGGAGAAGGUUCGCAAUGGAUGGAUACGUGGAAGAGUUGUGAAAGUCAACGAAGGAACGGAUGGUAGAGUUCGUGAGGCGGAGAUACAGACGGCGACUGGGAUGAUGAAACGCCCGGUUGCCAAGAUAGCGCGACUGGACAUAGAAGAAAGCAAAGCUGGUCAGUAG